This is a messenger RNA of Phytophthora sojae, 180 nucleotides long. RefSeq lists its product as hypothetical. The record is from RefSeq and is a predicted model, not a curated record. The transcript has a single exon. Bases 1 to 180 code for a protein of 59 amino acids. NCBI's taxonomy places the organism in Eukaryota, Oomycota, Peronosporomycetes, Peronosporales, Peronosporaceae.
AUGGAGGGGUACAAGAAGUGGAGCGCUAAAGCGGCUUUGAGAUCGUCCCUGUUGAUAGCGGAGACGAUCGCAGCUACUGGAGUAGUUCAGGACCCCUUUCAGCAGGCUACGUCUGACCGGACGACGGUAGACCGCGUGUUCUGCCUACUGAACGUGUUGUUUUUCAGACCCCUUCUGUGA